This is a messenger RNA of Dryobates pubescens (Downy woodpecker), 1496 nucleotides long. It is a transcript of the gene RBM34, whose product is annotated as RNA binding motif protein 34. The coding region runs from base 8 to 1351 and encodes 447 amino acids. Gene Ontology annotation, molecular function: RNA binding. The transcript has 10 exons. Lineage: Eukaryota; Metazoa; Chordata; Aves; Piciformes; Picidae. The record is from RefSeq and is a predicted model, not a curated record.
AGGAGCCAUGGGGGCUAAGCAGCGCGGCUUGGAGACGCGGGGGGCGCGGGGCCCGCCGCCACCGGGGAAGAGGGCGCGUGGUGAAGCACCGCCACUCUCUCCCCGCGCGCGGGGAAGAGGCGGCGGGGGCGCGGGCGGCGCAGAGGAGUACGUGGUGGGGCAGGUGGCGGGCAGCCUUUGGCCCGACGCGGCCCCUGACGCGCCGCUCGCGCGCCUCUUCAGCUGCUCCGCUGCCGGCGUCGCGCCGGCGCUGGUGCCCGUGACGGGGGAAAACAAGAAAAGAAAGUGGACAGAAGUGGAGAAAGUGGCAGAAGACCAGAGUUCAUCUGUCAUACAGGAACCUCCUAUAAAACCAAAGAAAGUCAGAAAGAAUGAACUUUCAAAAGCAGAGAAAGAACUAUCAAACAGAGAGAGCACUUUGGUGCAGGCAGAUGAAAAGGAGAAAGAAAAACUGUUUCAAAACAAAGCAAAGCCAAGAAAAAGUGCUUCUCAUGCCAUCACCAGACGUGUUGUUAAUUCAGAUAAAGGCACUACUGCGAAACAAAAAAAGGGGGAAAAGGUGAUCGACGAAACGGUAGGCAGAAGAACAGUGUUUGUUGGAAACCUGCCUGUCAGCUGUACUCGUCAGGCACUGAAAUCUCUUUUUAAGGAGUAUGGACGAAUAAAAUCUGUUCGGUUCCGGUCUUUGGUUCCAGCAGAAGCUACUUUAUCCAAAAAGUUGGCAGCAAUAAAGAAUAAAGUGCACCCUAAUGCGAAGUUCAUUAAUGCUUAUGUUGUAUUUGAGGAAGAAUGUGAUGCUGUUGAGGCUCUUAAGGAAAAUGGACGAGAAAUUGCUAGUGGAUUUCACAUCAGAGUUGACAUCGCAUCAAAAAGCAGUUUGCAUGACAAUAAAAGGUCAAUAUUCUUGGGAAAUCUCUCAUAUGACAUCAGUGACGAUGCUGUGCGAGAACACUUUUCUGUCUGUGGAGGUGUAGUAGGAGUGCGAAUUGUGAGAGACAGAAAGACUGGCUUGGGUAAAGGCUUUGGCUACGUUCUCUUUGAGAAUACAGAGACUGUACAUGUUGCUUUGAAGCUCAACAAGUCUAACCUUAUGGGAAGAAAGAUGGGAGUAAAGCGCUGUGGAGAGAAGCGGAAAGCACCAUGGAAAAGUGCAGAUCAGUCUCAUCCUCGGAAUAGAGCUAAUAACACAUUAAAAAACAGAAGCUGCUCUGAUGAAAAAGCAAUCCCAUUAAAGAAGAACAGAAAACAAAAAGUACUAAAAACUAUUCCUAGAAAUAGAGCAGUGAAGAAAACAGGACAGUCUUUUGAUGAAAAGAGCUAUAACUGUGUUUAUUAUUGUUAUAAAGAGUGAUGUAUACAAACCGUUCUGCCAUAAAUUUUGUUUGCUAAUACAGCUGUAGUUGUUUGUAUUCACUCUGGGGCUUUCAUCUUUUUCUGGACAGUGGAUAGAGGAGGUAUGUGUCUGUACCUCAGUCAGUGCAGACACUGCAUGGUCU